CCGGAAGCCUUGUUGCUGACUUUAAAGUCUGAUCUUCUUCUCUCGGCGAGGAUCCUCUUCAUCUUCAUCACAGCGACAGGAUGGCCGGACGGGACCGAGUGGUUCACCUGCUCAGGCAGCUCGAGCGCGCGGCAUGCAGAUGUCCUGCUCACUCCAACACCUUCCACCAAGGUGCUGGAGCUGCAGCCUGUACCGUCCGAAAAACCGACUACGCCUUCGAGAUGGCGAGUUCCAACAUCAGAUAUGGAGAAGGAGUCAGCAGAGAGAUCGGCAUGGACCUGCAGAACCUCGGAGCUCGAAACGUCUGUCUGAUGACGGACAAGAACCUGUCCCGCCUCCCGCCAGUGAAGGCCGUCCUGGAGUCUCUGGCCAAGAACGGAGUCAAGUACAAAGUUUACGACAACGUGCGAGUGGAGCCGACCGACAGCAGUUUUAAAGAAGCCAUCGCCUUCGCUAAGAACGAGUUGUUCGACGUGUUCGUGGCGGUGGGCGGGGGCUCUGUGAUUGACACCUGUAAGGCAGCCAAUCUGUACGCGUGUCACCCCGACGCAGACUUCCUGGACUUCGUCAACGCUCCGAUCGGCAAAGGAAAGCCGAUCACCGGCGCUCUGAAGCCGCUCAUCGCAGUUCCUACGACUGCAGGAACCGGCAGCGAGACCACCGGAGUCGCCAUCUUUGACUACGAACCUCUGAAGGCCAAAACAGGCAUCGCCAGCAGAGCCAUCAGACCCACGCUGGGCAUCGUGGAUCCUGUUCACACAAUGAGCAUGCCCGCCAGAGUCGCCGCCAACAGCGGCUUCGACGUGCUGUGCCACGCUCUGGAGUCGUACACCGCUCUGCCCUACCACCAGCGCAGUCCCUGCCCCCCCAACCCCAUCAACCGCCCCGCCUACCAGGGCAGCAACCCCAUCAGUGACGUCUGGUCCCGCCACGCCCUCAACGUGGUCGCCAAGUACAUGAAACGAGCGGUGCGGGACCCUGAGGAUCUGGAGGCUCGGUCCAGCAUGCACCUGGCCAGCGUGUUCGCCGGCAUCGGCUUCGGAAACGCCGGCGUUCAUCUCUGUCAUGGGAUGUCUUACCCGAUCGCCGGUAACGUGAAGACUCACACAGCGAAGGGUUACAGCGUGGAGCACCCUCUGGUGCCUCAUGGCCUCUCCGUCGUUCUCACCUCGCCGGCCGUCUUUAACUUCACGGCUCCGAUGUGUCCGGAGCGUCACCUGGACGCUGCAGAGAUCCUCGGUGCAGACAUCCGGGGAGUGAAGAGGGAGGACGCCGGCGCCGUCCUGGCCGACACGCUGCGUCACUUCCUGUUUGACCUGCAGGUGGAGGAUGGACUGGGAGCUGUGGGUUACAGCAAAGACGACAUACCAGCACUGGUCAAAGGAACCAUUCCUCAGGAGCGAGUGACCAAACUGUCUCCUAGAGAACACAGCGAGGAGGACCUGGCCCAGCUGUUCGAAGCCUCCAUGAAGCUCUACUGAAGAAACUAAAACACUCUGAUCAUCAGGAUUUAAUAUGAAACUAAAACACUCUGAUCAUCAGGAUUUAAUAUGAAACUAAAACACUCUGAUCAUCAGGAUUUAAUAUGAAACUAAACACUUGAAUGUUUUUAAUGCAGCUGAACUGAUUUCAGGUCCGUCCUGUGUUGAGCUGCAGUUCCUCUAACAGCCACUAGAUGGUGCUGCUUCUCUUCCUGACUCCUCACCUCAUUGAUCACAUCCUCACUUUGUGAUUUUUUUUAUUUUCAUACAAACAUGAAAUAAAAAUCAUGUUUACAU
Molecule: messenger RNA, 1778 nt
Organism: Thunnus maccoyii (southern bluefin tuna)
Lineage: Eukaryota; Metazoa; Chordata; Actinopteri; Scombriformes; Scombridae
Gene: adhfe1
Product: alcohol dehydrogenase iron containing 1
Exons: 14
Coding region: 81-1481 (466 amino acids)
Cellular component (GO): mitochondrion
Molecular function (GO): metal ion binding; alcohol dehydrogenase (NAD+) activity
Source: RefSeq, a predicted model, not a curated record